Messenger RNA from Paramecium sonneborni, 2722 nucleotides. The record is from the annotation of a GenBank genome assembly. NCBI's taxonomy places the organism in Eukaryota, Ciliophora, Oligohymenophorea, Peniculida, Parameciidae.
AUGAAUUAUGUAUUUAAAGUUUUCGUGGCUAAAUUUCUCAAUCUUUAUAUUGAGGGAUUUGGAGGCUCUCAGGUUUAAUUGUAUUAAGGAGCUUUAAAUCUUUAAAAGGUUUAGCUCAAAUUGUAAACACUCAAUAAAUUACUUAAGGAAUUAUUAAUUCCUUUUACCAUCCUUAAAGCUGAUAUUGAAAUGCUUAAAAUAGAUAUACCAUGGGCAUCAUUAACUACUCAACCAAUCAAAACACAUAUAAGUGGAUUGAAUGUAAUCAUUCAAUAUAAUGAAUAAGAAGACAUUGAAAAUCUCAUCUAAGAUUUAUCAAAAAAAUAAAAUAAUGAAAGUAAACUCUCUAUUCAAGAUGAGAUUAGAAAACAUAAAGAAAUUGAUGAAUAAGUCUUAAAAAGAUUUGUAAAAAAACUACUACUUAAUCUAUCCUUUGAAAUUAAAGAUAUUUAAGUUGAAUUGUUAAUUAAACAACAAUAUAGAUUAUAAGUUGUUUGUCAAGAAUUUAGUACAUCUUGUGAAGAGAAUUUAAGAAUUAAUCCAGAAGAUGUUGAUCAAUUUCAUAGAGAAUUAAAAUUAGAAACAUUUUUUAUUAAAUUAAUUCGUUUUAAAGAUGAUGACAUUUCAAACUAAUAAUUAUUAGCUCUAGAUCAAUGUAACUCUUAUUUAGAAAGAUCAAAAGAUUCUAUAUAUUGUAAUGUUGAAUUUAAUAACUUCAAUAUUAUCUUAGAUAAAGAUAUAGUGUUAUUAGCUAAUGAUGCUAUCAAUAAACAAACUCAAUUGUAAUAAUUAGUUAAAAAUAAAUUAAAUGAAUUCAAAAUUUAACCUAUACAUGAAAAUUUUAUUUUUAGAGAUAUUACAACUGUCAGCAAAGGAAUUCAUUUAUCCAUAUUUUCUAACAAUUUAUACAUCCAAUCCUAAUAAUUAACAUUAUUUAUUUAAUAAUGUAACAUAUGUGCUAAAUCCUUUUUAUCUUAAAUGAAUUAUAAAUUAAGUUUUUAAUAAAUUCAUGUAUGAACAUUUAUUAUAUUUAGAUUAAAUAUAAUGGACUAAAGAUUCUUUAAUUGACUAAAUAAGAUAGCAACGAAUUUAGUAUAUGGCCAGAAUUGCACAAUCAAGAUGCAGAUAAAGUAUACUUUCUACUAAUUAUAGUAAUAAAUUAUUUUAGAAAUUACACAAAAUUAAAGUGAUAGAAUGAAAUUAAUAGAACAAAAACUAUUUCUUUAAAUUGAAUAUAUUCAUCUUGAAGUAGAUAUCCAUCACUUACUCUAAAAUUCUCAAACCAUUAUAAAUCAUAUUUAAAGCUAUUAAUCGUUUAUUCCACCAUAAUAAUAAUAGGUUUAAACUAAAGGGUAGAGUCAUAUCAAAUCCCUUUAAAAAAAGUUAACUUAUAAAAUGAAUAUUAUGAAAAAUAAAUUAACUCUUAAUGCAUCUGGAUAAACACAAUUUCUAUUAUUAUUCUAAAGUUAAACACAUGUAGGAAUAUAUUAAAAAAAAGACAAAAUCAAGAACUUAGAAUUGAAACAUAAUCAAUUGCAAUUUCAAUUAUUUGAUCAACAUUAACAUCUAUUAAUAUCUAUCAAUGGAUUCAAUGCAAUUUUUGACUAUUUUAAACAAAUUGAAUUAAAUAUCAUACUUUCAUAGGUAUAAAUUAGAUUACAAAAAAAUACAUUCUCUUAGUUAAUUACUUUGCAAAAAUUAUUAGAAACUGAAAAAAUAGUAUAAUCUGAUUCAUUCUAAAAUGAUUAAUUGUAACAAAAUUAAUAGUUGCAUAAAAAUAUUAAAUUUAUUCUUCUUAUGGAAAGAUGUUCAAUUGAUUUUGGUUAAUGUAUCAAAAUUAAUAAUUAUGUAUCAUUUAUAACGAUUAAUAUCAAAUAAAUAAAUUUGUAAGUAUUAUUAAUUGAAAACUAACCACAUCAUUUAGAAUGGAAAUCUAAUUUAAAUAUAUGGACUACUCAUCCCUUAUAGAGAAAGAGUUGUAAAAUCACAAAUGUAAAUAUUAUAAAGUUAUUUUAAGACAAUUAAAUGUAAAUUAGUAUGGAAUAAGACAAUUGAUUCUAAUUAAUAAGAUUCGUAGAAUAUUUUUUAAAUUUUAAAUACUGUUGAAAUAAAAUUAUCUUAAUUAACUAUUUCAAAUAUACUUAACACCAUAAAUUUGUUAAGUGGAUUAGAUGUUGUAAGUGUAAUUAGAAAUAAAACAAAAAAGAAAGUUCUUUUUAAGAUUAUUAAUGUUUUAAAUAAAAAAACAUAAUCAUUCACUCUAUAACCUGAUGAUUCUAGUCUUCUUUCAUCCCUUUAUGAUGAUCUCUAAGGUUAUUUAUUUAUUAAAUUAUUUAUUUAGAUCCAAAAGAUUAUCCAACCUAUCAGAUUUAAUUAGGAUUAGAAAUUAAUGAAACUUUAUAAUUUUGGUCUCAAGUAUAUCCUUUUCAUUUAUCUAAAUAAUAUUUUAAUAAAUUCAUCUUACUUGAUGAAAUUGAUCAACAAGAACAUGAUAUUUUUCUAAAAGCAGUUAAUAAUGAAUUUAUAUUAACCUAAUAUGAUAAAUAAAAUACAGAUUUAUAAAUUGUAGCAGAACCAACGAUAGAAAACUAAUCUGAUUAUUUGUUAACAUUUAAAACUGGAAGUGUAGAAUGCUUUUAAAUAGAAGGCAAUUCAAAAAAAGCAUUCCACACAAAACUGACUGAAUAAAGUACAAUUUCAUUAAUCUUAAGUAAUCAAAUGA